Molecule: messenger RNA, 1919 nt
Organism: Aedes albopictus (Asian tiger mosquito)
Lineage: Eukaryota; Metazoa; Arthropoda; Insecta; Diptera; Culicidae
Exons: 7
Coding region: 427-1722 (431 amino acids)
Molecular function (GO): zinc ion binding
Source: RefSeq, a predicted model, not a curated record
GGCGCCACCAAAUUAAAAGUAAAACGAUUUUUCUAGCACGGACUUGUGUCUCAUUCUUGGUAACUGAAGCACGUAGAGACGUGAAAUGUUGGCUAAACAUCUUCAAAAUAUCAUAUUUUUAUGAAUAUCGAUCCCUUUUUACGCAAACUUUUUAGAAUAUUCAGAAAAAACUACUUAUGCAUAUAUUCUAAUUUCACUUUACUUUCCAUUUUCCGUGAGCCGAUUGCUAAAACACUAUAAUAAACCGAGAGCUGUAUACACUUGGCUUUGACAGUUGUCUGUUUUGAUUCCACCUUCAACUCCACUUCCAAUCGUAUACGAAGCUGGCGCGGAUUCAUAUCGGUGAAAAUCGAAACGGUUUUACUGCGUUAAAACGCAGUUUAUUCACGUUAUACGUUUAUUUAUACUAGUUGCUGCAACAUUAAAAUGGAAAAGAGGUGCCCUUUUGCUCAGAUAAAUAGCAACACCAAGCAAUCAACGAAAAAACGUACACCUUCCGGACGACGACAAGGAAAAGAAAACCGGGCAUGUUCCGAGGAUGCCGGAUCCAACGCACGUAAAUCAUCGCGAUCCAAAUCCUCGAAAAAAGCGGAACCCCCUAAAUCCAAGGCUAAAAUCACACCAAAGCAACUCGAAAACAAGUCUGCUGGAGAUGCUAGCAGGAAAAGUUCAUUGAAGAAAGGUCAAUCCACCAAGAAAUCUGAGGCCAAACCACCACAAACUUCACCGGUCCAAAAAAGAUUCCCGGGCAGCUAUCUAGAAGCAACAUCAGAUGACGAUGCAUACUUAGAAGAUUGUGAAGAAUCUGAAAGUGUUCCGGGCAAAACAUCAAACAACGGUACUAUACAAACGCUUCGACAACUUGCAGUUCAAAGGGGAGUUUCGUUAUCGGGAAAUAAAAUACAGUUGCAAAAAAGGUUACAAUGGUACAACAGGUAUAAUUUGAACUCAUCACUUAUUCAGCAUGUCGUACCAGUUCCACCGUUGGAUAAGGCAGGAUUUACCGAAAAUUUAAGAUUUGUGGCUUGCGAUGAAGUCCUACAAAGUUCAUUAAAAUGGCUAAGCGUGGUAGAAGUUUUUUCAUACUUUCAGCAGCGCUCUGCACGACAAGGUUAUCGCAACGGAAAGUUAUUGAAACAAGCGGGUUUUUUGAGGAACAUCAGUUAUGCGAAGGUCGACAACAAAGUUUAUCAAGUAAGGUGUUAUUGUGCUGCAACCAUGCAUAAAAAUCGGAUGUAUCAAUUGAAAUUAGAACAUAACGGGUCUAGCAUCACGAAGGCUAAUUGCGAGUGCCCUGCUGGAAGUGGUAACUCCGCAGCUUGCAAGCACGUUGGAGCUCUUCUGUCCGCAUUGGAAGAUUUUGCCAGAACUGGUAUAAUCCAACAGAACACAACUUGUACAGAUGUUUUACAAAAAUGGCACCGUCCCCCAAAGAAUGCUGAUAAAUCAUCUUCAUAUAAGCCAAUCAAAGAGCUGUUUCCGGAACCUGAGACUAGCGAGAACUGUAAAAUUAACGAAAUACCCCGAAAGGAAUUUUCCGACUAUUUUCUAAAAACUACACUGAAUGCUGGACUCCAUAUGGCAAUUCACCGCAGUAGGACCGUGAAAGAUAUGGAUAACUAUUAUGAGGAGCAUUCGUACGCUAAACCAUGCCCGGAACCAUUGAAAAAAAAAACCAGAGUUGCGAAAAGGGCCAAGUCACGUAAGCCGCGCGUUCCAUGAAAUGGGCAUAAAAGAACGUAUUUUGAAUUGUUUUAUUUUUAAACAAAGCGAAAAAAACAAUUUGUUAUCUUUAUAAAAAUUGUUGUCGUUAUAUAAAUUACAUAAAAGCAGAUUUCAUGGUUAAAUAAUAUUAAACAUAAAAUAGGAUAGUAGAUGAUAAAAGAAUACAGAAAUAUAAACUUUAUUUUGAUAACCUU